AUCGCAGCUACAGCCUAAUACCGCCCUUAAUUCACCUCCUGGCACACGUUGCGCAGGUACCGCUUUCCAUAUAUAACCGCGGAAACAGUUUCCUUGUGCUUCACGUGAGGAAUAGAAGAGAACCUUCGCGUCCAAGCAUGGUCAAUGGACACUGCGUUGUCGUAGCGUUCGUUGUAUUCACCAUGAUAGCUGACGUCGGUCUAGCCAUCUCCGGUCUUGCUCAACGGUCGCUUCAAUCCAAGGUGCGCAUUGUAAACGGUGAAUGUAGCUUCCGCUACAGCAAUGCGAAGCAAGGCUACCUGACGCUGAAAGACGGGCGAUGCUUUAAAGCUACCUGCGUUCCCGGAGAAGGCAGAGCUGUGUUCAGAUAUGUUCGUCAAUGUGAGCCAACUGAUUAUGGAAGAUACUGCUGGGUCUUGGAUGGUUACUUGAGCCCGGAAUGCUGCAAGCAAACGGUAAUUUGCGAAUAAAGAUCCCCCAGAACGGGGCCCCUUCUGUUCUUUUCUAAA
This is a messenger RNA of Dermacentor andersoni, 509 nucleotides long. The record is from RefSeq and is a predicted model, not a curated record. NCBI's taxonomy places the organism in Eukaryota, Metazoa, Arthropoda, Arachnida, Ixodida, Ixodidae.